Pieris macdunnoughi is the source of this 1230-nucleotide messenger RNA. Lineage: Eukaryota; Metazoa; Arthropoda; Insecta; Lepidoptera; Pieridae. The record is from the annotation of a GenBank genome assembly.
AUGCCUCGUAAAAAAGGACUUCUGACCUGCGCUACUGAAGAAAUUAACAUUAAAAAUAUUGGAGGUAUUAAAGAAACAAAUGUCCCAAAAGAGACAAUAAGUUCUGACCUAAAUAAAUAUAAGUUUGAGAAGAAACCUCAUAUUAAAAUCGAAUUUGAAGAAGAAUCUCCCAAGAAAGAGCUUUCUGAGGGCUUAUGGGAACCUUCUAACUGGCAAGAGUUUCUUGUGAAUUUGAGAAACAUGAGAGCCAAUCAUGAUGCACCAGUUGAUACAAUGGGUUGCCAUAUGUGUAUGGAUGAAAAUGCUUCACCUAAGGAAAUAAGAUAUCAGUCAUUAAUAUCUUUAAUGCUUUCGAGUCAAACUAAGGACCAAGUAACAUUUGCUGCUAUGGAGCGUCUGAAGCAGAGAGGCUUGACUGUUGACAACAUCUUAGCAAUGAGUGAUGAAGAAUUAGGAACACUUAUUUAUCCUGUUGGGUUUUGGAAGACGAAAGUAAAGUACAUAAAAAAGACAACACAAACUUUGAAAGAGCAGUACAACAGUGAUAUUCCUGAUUCAGCGGAAAAAUUGUGUAAGCUUACUGGUGUUGGACCAAAAAUGGCUCACAUUUGUAUGAAGGUUGCUUGGAAUAAAGUCACAGGAAUUGGUGUGGAUACACAUGUACAUCGGAUAAGUAAUAGAAUAGGAUGGGUCAAGAACCCAACAGCUACACCUGAAGACACAAGAAAAGCUCUACAAUCCUGGUUACCAUUUGAACUGUGGAGUGAAGUAAAUCAUUUAAUGGUGGGCUUUGGACAGACAAUAUGCUUACCCAUUGGUCCUAACUGUGAUGAAUGUUUAAAUAAAGACAUAUGCCCAUCAAGACUUAUUAAAAAAUCUCCUAAAAAGACUCCAGCUAAAAAAAUUAAAGAGAAAGACAAUGAGAAGCCAUUGUCUACAGGAAAGACUCCAAGAAAAUCUCCUAAAAUACUUCCUAAACUAAAAAUAGAAAAGUCCCCAAUAAACUUAAAUGUGAAAAGUCCUAAAUCACCAACAUUACAUACUACCAAAGAAUUUACGAAAUCGCCAACAAAAAGAAAAGCUGUAAAGAAUCUCAAAGAAGAUUUAGAAGAAUGUACAAGCAAGAACUCAAUAAAACAAAAGAAGGAUAACCACAAUAAACAGGAAUCAAAAAUAAAGGCCAGAAAAUCACCUAGACUAAAAAUUACUGGAAAUAACCACACUGCUUAA